CACAGCCGCAACGCUGACUGGUCCCCACGAGUCCGCUCGUGGGCAGUACGUUCGUGCUCUGUUCUUCUACGCGUCGAAACCUGUUCUCGCCGCGCGCUGCCUGGAUGUGUCUAUUGAAACACUGUGGAACGCGUUGCUGCGAGAGCUAGAAAAAGAACCGGAGGGGGGCGUCGGCGCGCGCCGGUGCGUGACGGAACUCGGAAAAAAAAAUGCACUCUGUGUCGACCGCGACCAGCGGUUUGAAAAAAUUCUGGAUUCGCUGGGCCCGGAACAGGACCUCCGCCGCGCGAUAUUUCUAGAAGCUCUUGUUUAUGCUCUGCAAAAGUGUCGCUGCCCCGAAGAAUAGCACUGGUUGCAAAUCUACUUACGUCACUCACUUACUUUUUUGUAUUAGUAAGUUGUCUUAGAUGAAUGAGAUGAUCAAAUAGAGAGACUAGAAAUGCAACUCGUACGCAGUGGCAGUGGGAACGACUCUUUUGUAAAACAAGUAUAUUUUUCAUUCUGCAGCAUAUCACGAGCUCGCGGACACAGUCGCACGGCUCAAUGCCAGUCAGCUCACCCUGACUGAACACCUUGCCAAAGAAGAGCGCAAGACGAAGGCGUCAGUAAAGCAGUGCGGCGCCGGGAAGGGCACGAACACGACGAAAGAUAAAG
This is a messenger RNA of Amoebophrya sp. A120, 654 nucleotides long. The record is from the annotation of a GenBank genome assembly. NCBI's taxonomy places the organism in Eukaryota, Dinophyceae, Syndiniales, Amoebophryaceae.